UCCCAGCCUCCGUCGCACUUGAAGCCGUGGAUGAGUCAAGUGAUUUCGGCAGAGCACUCCGCAGAUCACCGGUGACAGCUUUGGACGUGUAUCGUAAUUGUUUGCUGAAACAAUCUAAUUUGUGUUUAAAUAUUUUUGUGUGGACCCUUCAGAUUAAGAUAUUCGGCGCUAAUGGCGCGCGGCCACUGAAUUAUAAUUUGUUGGCGCCUAAUUUUUUUCUUCCUGUGUUUCGCAGUGAAAAUGGAUACAAAGGAAAAUCUCACCGAAUGGAUGGAGCUGUUGAACGACAUGCUCCGAUUCCUGAAUGCAGCCACAUCCGCAGAAAUAUGCUUCAAGGAGGCAAUAAGCGAGAAUCAACAUCCACAUUGUGAUGGCUUGGACUGUGGGAAAACAUGUGACUGCUGUCUCUUAAACGAACCCAACUCUUUGGGGACCGACUACAUGAAUAUUGUCAGUAAACUAGAUGAAUCUCGCUAUACGUUGAUACACAAAUGUAAAACCUUUCUGAGAAAACUGAAAGAACGUUUGUCGCACGAGGAUGCCGAAGAGGAGGAAAACUCAUAUCUGGAGAUGAGCGGUGUGGGACAUAAAAAUGAUAUUAAUUUAACCCAACCGACAGAUAAGAUUGACUCUUGCGAAAUGUUCGAAGGCAACAUCGCCAUAGAUGGUCCCCCCGUCAUCAUCGCUGACGGCAAAUGCGAGGAGGAGCUGAAUAUGGAGGAGAAUUGUUAUGACUUUACAACCGAUAGAUGUCUAUACGAUGAUUGCACCAACAUGAAAUUGAAUAACGUUGCGAACGUAUAUCCAGUGGAAGAUGACAAUAGCAAAUGUCCUUACAGUGGAUUACCAGCUGCACACUUGCGUAUCAAGCAAUCCCCGAAAUAUGGGACACUGUUCAAGCAAGAGAAACGUUUGUUCUUCGAUCAGUCGAAAAAGUUCUUUGUUGGUUUGCUCGAUAAAUGGCUUUUGCUGUACAACAACUGCAACGACCUGAAACCAACGCAAUGCAUUCUGAUAAAGGACGUUAGGUUGGAUUUCAGCUUGAAUGAUCAAAUUAACGAAAAGAACCAGUUCUACAUUGUCGUUUCUGGCGACGACAGGAUUUGCUUUCUCUCACCCAGCUUUAAAGAGCUCAAUGAAUGGAUGGUUUCCAUUCAACAGAAUUUGCUCGCGAAAAGCGACAACGUGUCGUACAGUACUUCGCGAAAGUUACCGCUUCCACCGAUGCCAGACUAUUUGUGCACCGACGUGGGUGGAAAUUCAGGCGGAAACUAUCACGAGGAUGAUAUUUAUGAGGAACCACAACUUCUUAGCAAACAUAGCGAAAUUAUUAAGGACCUACACAAUUAUGAUACACCGAAAACUACCGCUGAUAUUUGCCACAACUUAAGUCAACAUCAUAUGAAAGCUAGUCCAAUUAAAAUAAUUAAUGAUGCUCCGAUUUCCCCGACCAGAGUAAACAAGUGUGAACCAAUUUGCCAUUCGGCAGGACCAACUGUUGCUAGCGUUCCCUCCCCGGCGACGCCAGUUAAAAGUUGGCUCUUUAAUCGUUUCAAUAAAUCACCCGAUGGCAACGACCAGAAGCAAACAAGAAAGCCUUCAAAGAAACUUUCCUUCCAGCAAAAUCCCCCUCCGGUGUCGGUGCCGACGACGACUACAACGGCAGUGAUCACGGGUGCCACUAGUUUGAAGCCAACUAUCGGAGUUCCAGAUGAGAAUUCAAAAGUGUCCCCGACGACCAAAGUUACAUGUGCGACGGUCCCUUCGGCAGCUAACAAGGGAACAAAAAUAAAUAUGAUAAUUAGCCAGCUAGAAGCGAAUGGUCAAUUGAGUUUGCUGUCGAAAAGUUUAAAUGAUCCCAACAAAAGGAAAUCUGUGUGUGUGGAAGAUUAAAGUAGUUUCGUGGAUAUAGACGUUAAUCUAAUUAUAAUGUGUUUAUGUUCGAGAGUGGCUCUGGAAAAUAUACCAAAAUCAUGAAAUAGUGUUCUUAGAAAAUUAUCCAGGCUUCGAUCAAAAUACACCCUUUGCAAAUUGAAAAAAUUCAUUUAUUUAUUCACCAGCUGACCCGGCAAACUCCGCCCCAAAAUGGAUUCUGACGUAGGACUAUGUCUUUGAUUUCUAGAUAGGGGGUCACUCUACGAAAAAUGUAACGUUAAGAGUUUUCAAAUGCAUAUUACUCAGAAUCGUUCUUACGAUAUAUGUCUGAAA
Molecule: messenger RNA, 2208 nt
Organism: Toxorhynchites rutilus septentrionalis
Lineage: Eukaryota; Metazoa; Arthropoda; Insecta; Diptera; Culicidae
Gene: blow
Exons: 2
Coding region: 241-1893 (550 amino acids)
Source: RefSeq, a predicted model, not a curated record